AUGACGAUAUCUCCGCCGGGGUCACCAGCGGCUCCAACGCCGACAACACGGCCCAUGAGUGCCAUUAUUCGCCCUCCGAGGAGUUUUAGUCGCAUGAGUACAGGAAGCAGGCACGGUGACAGUCGCGCCUCGGAUGAGGAGAGCAAGACAGCUGUCAAAGUUGCUGUCCGUGUGCGGCCACCAUUGAGACCAACCGACCCCGGGUACGAAUUGAUUCCGCAGCGAUUCCAGCGACCGAUGGUCCAUGUGACUUCGCCUACCAGUCUCGCCGUCGAUGUUCCCCAAGGACGCAAGCUGUUUGUCUUCGAUCGUGUUUUUCCGGAGACUGUAGACCAAGAAGGAAUUUGGGAAUAUCUCAGCGACAGUGUGAACUCUUUCACCCAAGGCUACAAUGUCUCGAUUCUCGCCUAUGGCCAGUCUGGUGCGGGUAAAUCAUACACGAUGGGAACAUCGGGUCCUGGUGAACAAAAUGACACUCAUGCUAUGGGAAUCAUUCCUCGAGCGGCGCAGCUCUUAUUCGAGAAACUAGACACCCCCAAACAUAGCCGAACACAGUCCUCUGGUCUUCGCACACCCGCUCGAUAUUCUAUGAGCUCACCGCAAAUCUUCAACAGAAAUCCUGUGGACAAGACCUGGCAGCUGAAGGCAACCUACGUUGAAAUUUACAACGAACAACUCCGAGAUCUACUUCUUCCGGAUACAACACCCGUUGGAGAUCGCAGCACUGUUACGAUUCGUGAAGAUGCUAAAGGCAGAAUUAUCUUGACUGGCCUUCAUCAAGUAGAAAUCAACUCCUUCGAUGACUUGAUCGGCGCCCUCAACUUUGGUUCAAGCAUUCGCCAAACCGACGCCACCGCGAUCAAUGCGAAAUCUUCCCGUUCCCAUGCCGUGUUUAGUUUGAACUUGGUACAACGCAAGUCGCCCGCACAAACUUUGACAGCAAAGGAGAAGCGCAUGUCUGUUCCCGUAGAGGCGUUAUCGUCCUCGGACGCAGUAAUUACUGUGGAUAGCAAACUUCAUUUUGUGGAUCUUGCCGGAAGCGAACGUCUCAAGAAUACUGGUGCUUCUGGCGAGAGAGCCAAGGAAGGUAUCUCCAUCAAUGCUGGGUUGGCUAGUCUCGGCAAGGUUAUCUCGCAGCUGUCGUCUCGACAGUCCGGUGCUCAUGUUUCAUACCGUGAUUCCAAAUUGACUCGUUUGCUUCAAGACUCACUCGGUGGAACUGCCAUUACCUACAUGGUUGCUUGCGUUACUCCUGCCGAGUUCCACUUGAGCGAAACCUUGAACACCGUCCAGUAUGCCCAAAGAGCUAGAGCUAUUCAGAGCAAGCCUCGCAUCCAGCAGAUCACAGAUGAAAGCGACAAGCAAGCCGUCAUCGAACGUCUCAAGGCCGAAAUUGCAUUCUUGCGUCAACAGAUCCGAAAUUCCGAGGCCGGAGACAGGAAGAGCGCUGUACAGCCCGAGCGAAGCGAACGUUCCAGCGAUCGGGAAAUGGAACUACAGAACCAUUUGCUGGAUAUGCAGGAGAGCUACACUUCGCUGAGCCAACGUCACGCGAAGCUCAUCUCGGAACUUAGUAAAGCCUCAGACCUUCAAACAGAAGACCCUGAUGAACUCGCGGCCGCUAUUGAAAACAGCUCGAUUGAGAGACUGAAACGCUCUCAUUCUUUUGCCGAGUCUGUGGAGCAAGUUGUCUUGGAAUACGAGAAGACCAUUCAGAGCCUAGAGUCAUCUCUUUCAAAUACUCGAUCCUCUUUGUCGAACACCGAAAGCUCUUUGCUCGAACGCGAGAGCAAGUGCGCAUACAUGGAGACUCUCAAUGCACAAUUGCAGACGAGAGUACAGAAGUUGAUGGAGCGUGAGAACAGCACCGAACACUAUCUGCAUGAUCUUGAAUCCAAGCUCGAUGGUCAUUCUACCGGAGAAGAGAAGAAUUCUGCUCUUGUCAACGAGUUGCGUAAAGAAAUCGCACGUGCUCGUGAAAACGAGGCCGGAUGUGAAGACUAUAUUUCGACCCUGGAAGAACGACUAGCCGAAGCUGAUCAGGAUAUGGAGUUGAUGCAACGCGAGAUCAACAGACUCGAACACGUCAUUGACCGCCAGCGGAACCUGGGCAAACUGGAUAACCUUCUAUAUGAACUUGACCACAUUCAACAGAAUGGCAACAAAUCUCAAGUUCGCGAAUCUAAGCCUCCAGCAGUCAAGGACAUGCGAACAAACCGAGCUCGCGGCAAUACACUCGACAUCUUGACAGAAGCAGUGGAGACUGCUAUUCCCGAAGACGACGACGAGGAUUUGGGCGAGGAUGCUGCAGGACAUGUAUUGUCCGAAGAGACCAGAGAACUAGACACUACCUCUGUCGCAGAUGACGUUGAUGCCGUUGAAGCUGUUGAAGAGGAUAUUUCCCAAGACAAGGAAGCGGUCGAGGAGCAUAGCCAGAGCCCUGCUCAGUCAAAGUUCGUCGCUGAGAAACUGGAAAACAUCACCCAAGAAUUGCUGGAUCUUCGCGUACAGCACGAGACCACUCAGAAUGAAUACGAUCUUCUUGCUGCUAAAUAUGACGAGGCGUUGCGAGCCAUGGCCGAGAUGCAGGACCAGAUUGACUUCAGUCGUCACCCCGCAGGACCCUUGAAUGUCGACACUCCCGUCGACAGUUCCUCCCGACCACAAUCUUUUUUAGAGAGCAUCAAGACGGAGGAAACCAAAACUGGCGGUCAACAUUCAUCUUCUCGUUCGCUCUCUUCGGAGUUGUCCUCGGUCGAGCAGUCGGGGAUCUCGCAGGAUACGUUUGAUACCACUGUCAUGUCAACACAGGAUGACGUACCUAUUGCCAACGGUAGUUCCCCACAGUCUGAAGAAGAAGUCAAGAAUUUGCGCCAGCUUCUUCGUGAGCAUGAGGAGGGCAUGAAUCUUGUUGCUCAGAAAUAUGCUCAAUUGGAAGCCGAGCAUGACGAGACUCUCAUACUUGUAGAGCAACUAAAGACCGACCUCCACAAGUCUCGAACACCUCAGUCCCCGACAACCCCCAGCCCAGGAGGUGCCUCGGUCAUUCGUAGAAUGACUAGCCAAAACCUUAUGUCGACUGUGGAUCGUGCCCAUAGAUCUCUUGCAGCACUACGAAACAUUGCCUCGGAAGAGUUUGAACAGCGACCAGAAACAAUGCAAAACUUCGAGCAAAAUUUGAAUGCAGCCAUGCAUGAGCUCCAUAUUCGAAUGGAGCGUAUUCAAGCGUUGGAGGUCGAAAAUACCAACGUCAAGAAGGAAAUGGAAAUGAAAGCCACAAUCAUCUCCGGUUUGACACGAGAGCGGUCGAGUUUGCAAGGCGCCAAGCCUAUGGACAUGGCGAUGGUCUCUCAAAUGCGUGACCAGAUCUUCCAACAGGAGAGUCAAAUGAGAGAAAUGCAGGAAGCACACGACAGCCGGGAGCAAGAGCUUCGUGCUGAAAUCGAGAAGCUCAGCGCAGAAUUAUCAUCUCUUGGCAAUACCGAUGCUUCAGAAACUCCUCUUGCCAAUGGUAGUAUGUUGUCAGAAGAUUCUCUGGCCCGUGUUGCACAAUUGGAGACUGAACUUGCUCAAUGGAAAGAUAGACAUCAGACUGCCAUCGAGGCAUUGGAGGCGUCUGAACAGAAAUUACAGGAAACUUCGGCUGAAUUAUCAGCUGCACUCGCUACAAUUGAUGCAAUCCGAGCGGAGCAUGCCGUUUCUUUAGAAUCAGCAACCAAGGAAAAGGCCGCGCUCCUUCAAGAACGCGAAGAGGAGAGGAAAGAACAAGAAAAUUAUGUUGCCAGCUUGCAGUCGGAGAUUGACAAGCACAAAUCCACUAUUUCAACACAUCUAACCGCGAUCGCCGAGCUCGAGGCAUCCCAUUCUGCUAUUCAUGACCAACUGACACGCCUUGCCUCCACCAAGGAAGCAAACGAUGCUAAUUCUGCCGUUUACCAAUCACGAAUCGCUGAACUUGAGGAUGAAUUAGACUCCCACAGAGCCCUCGUUGACAGUCACGACAGGGAUUUGGCUACUCUACGGGAGACUCACGCACAACAGUUGUCAGAAUUGGAGAGCAGAUCUACCGCUGUUGACUCUGCCAAAGCUGAUCAUGACUCUUUCAUUACCCAGCUCAACGCACAACAUGCGGAGACCCUCUCAACUCUACGAUCCGAAAUUGCUGGCUCGAAGCAGGAUUUGACUGGAUUGCUGAACUCGAUCUCUCGGGUCCUUGAGACCGAGGUCACUCCUGUGACAGUAGGCGAUCAGCUGGAAGACCUGGUCUCGGAGAAGCGUACCCUCGAAAGCAAAUACGCUGAUCUUAUCGAUGCAAACGAAGACCUUCAGAAACAACUCGAAACCAAGGGAGCCACUGCAGAUGAGCCGAAUGCAUCGAAUGAGGAGCAUGAGGCCAAGAUAACUGAGCUUGCAACUUUAGUUGCUACCCUUGAGGAUAAGUUGAAGGAGAAGGAGGAGCUUGUUAAGAAGAAGGAUGUCACUAUUGAAGAAAUUACGGCUGAGAAGCAAAAGAGUGUUCGUUUGGUAGAGGAGCUUGAAGAGCAGAUUACGAAUACCUUCGACCAGCACCACAAUCGUCUUUCUGUCAUCCAAAACGAACGUCUGCAGGCUCUUGACGACGCAAACGCCAAGGUCGCAAGUCUCGAACGAGAUGUUGAGACGUACCAAGUUCGUAUUGAGCAGCUCGAGCUCCAAAUCAAGAACAGCGGAACCGAGAUGUCCAUUGAUCGCACCAACUCUCUCUCAUCUAUUCGCAAGAGUACAUCUACAACAUCCCUUCCAUCUCCUCCMCCCGCCAUUCCUCUCCCACCUUUGCCCAAUAUCGCUUCUGCAACUGCUGGAAACACCAACAGCAUGUCUCCUCCCAGCUCUCGUCACGCCAGUCGGGAAUUGGUCAGCACUCAAUUGAUGGAGGACCAAGAAGCUCGUAUCAAGACUAUUGAAAAGCAUCUUUAUGCCGAGAAGCAACUCACAGCGACAUUGGAAGAGGCUCUCGGAGAUCUUGAGGCUCAGAGCAACAAAAUCAAGGCCGACAUGGAAGCCUGGAAAAAGAAGGCUUGGCAAUAUGAAGAUGAGCUUCAAACCCUCCGAAAAGAGCGCAAUUCCACUCGCCUAUCGUUGCAAGCUGUCGAGGAAGAGCGCAGUGCUCGUCGCGAAGCCGAGGCUGCUCGUGCCCAACUGGAGGAGCGCAUGAAUGCCAUCAACAAGAAGAAGAAGAAGAGCACCCUCAACUGCUUCUAA
Messenger RNA from Talaromyces amestolkiae, 5241 nucleotides. RefSeq lists its product as uncharacterized. Gene Ontology annotation, biological process: microtubule-based movement; mitotic spindle organization. Bases 1 to 5241 code for a protein of 1746 amino acids. Gene Ontology annotation, molecular function: ATP binding; microtubule motor activity; microtubule binding. NCBI's taxonomy places the organism in Eukaryota, Fungi, Ascomycota, Eurotiomycetes, Eurotiales, Trichocomaceae. The record is from RefSeq and is a predicted model, not a curated record. The transcript is spliced from 5 exons.